Messenger RNA from Ambispora leptoticha, 498 nucleotides. Lineage: Eukaryota; Fungi; Glomeromycota; Glomeromycetes; Archaeosporales; Ambisporaceae. The record is from the annotation of a GenBank genome assembly.
AUGCGUAUUUUAGAACCCAUAUCAAGUGAUACAGCUACUAGGUGGAAUUCCACUUAUCUUGUUCUCCAGCGGCUUCUAGAACUUCGAGAAUCAACUUUAGAAUUGGCGAAAAGUUUGGAAAAUGAUCCUGACCGUACUAUUCGUGCCGAUGAUUUUAGUCUAAAUGAAAAGAUGCUUUCUGAUGAAGAAUGGACAGGCCUAGUAGAGUUAUGCCAACUCUUACGUCCAUUUGCAAGAGUAUUGACAUUCAUAGAAGGUGAUCAAUAUCCAAUGUUGAGUAUGAUGUAUCCAACAGUGCGACACCUUUUUAAAAAUUUAGAUUCAAUAGAGAACAAACUUACAAAUAUUGAGGUUAUUGAAAUGUACGAAGGUCUUUGUGAAUCAAUGGUAUCUCGAUGGAAUGAUCCAAAAAUGGUCAGAUGGCUUGCUUCAUUUCUAGAUCCCCGCUUCAAGACAUUGUCAGCUGCCUCAUCCACAACGCAGCAAGAGGUGCUCUGA